UUUCAGCUUGUGAGUGAAAAAGUUGGAGGAGCAGAAGGGACCAGACUAGAUGAUGAUUUUAAAGACAUGGAAAAGAAAGUGGAGGUUACCACUAAAGCUGUGGCUGAUGUCCUGGUCAAGACAAUUGAAUACCUGCAGCCAAAUCCAGCAUCUCGUGCUAAGCUUUCUAUGCUGAAUACUGUAUCUAAAAUUCGAGGACAAGUGAAGAAUCCAGGAUACCCUCAGCCUGAAGGUCUUUUGGGAGAGUGUAUGAUUCGUUAUGGAAAAGAAUUUUGUGAAGACUCAAACUUUGGUGAUGCAUUGUUGGAUGCUGGGGAAUCCAUGAAGAGAUUAGCAGAAGUAAAAGAUUCUCUGGACAUAGAAGUCAAACAAAAUUUUCUAGAUCCUCUUCAGAAUCUGUGUGACAAGGACCUAAAGGAAAUACAGGUUAGUUGA
Molecule: messenger RNA, 435 nt
Organism: Nanorana parkeri
Lineage: Eukaryota; Metazoa; Chordata; Amphibia; Anura; Dicroglossidae
Product: endophilin-A2-like
Exons: 4
Cellular component (GO): cytoplasm
Molecular function (GO): protein binding
Source: RefSeq, a predicted model, not a curated record